Molecule: messenger RNA, 621 nt
Organism: Colletotrichum orchidophilum
Lineage: Eukaryota; Fungi; Ascomycota; Sordariomycetes; Glomerellales; Glomerellaceae
Exons: 2
Coding region: 1-621 (206 amino acids)
Source: RefSeq, a predicted model, not a curated record
AUGCCGAUCCCGGACUUUGCCAACGAGGCAAUCUUCCCAAUCUUCGAGGGCCUCCCCAUCGAGGAAGCCGGCGCCGCCGAUCCACCCUCCUACGCCGCAUCGUCGGAGCCGCCCUCCUACGCGCCGCCGGCGCUCGCGCCCUCCGACCCGCCUUCCUACACGGAUUCCCAAUCCGGCUCCGGCUCCGCCAAAACCUCCGCCUCUUCCUCCACGACGACGGCCGUCACGCGACCAAUGCCCUCCUCCCACGACGCGCGGGAAGAAUGGUUCCUCAUCGCGCAGGUGAAGCAAAACAUGACAAUCACCAAACCGACCCUCGUCGUCGUCGACCGUCAGGGCACAGAGUUCGCCGUGACGUUUGAGGACCGCGGGAUCGAUUUGCGGCCCGUUCGGUCGGGCUGGACGAUUGUUGUGCCGCGCGGGGUGAGGACGGCGCCCAAGGGCGGGAAGAGGGGGUUCGUGAGGGUUCCGGAGGGCAGGGGCACGGGGGUCAAGUAUAUACCCGGCGGGCUGGAGCAGAUUGGGGAGGUGGGGGCGAGGGAAUGCCAAAAGGAGGAUUGGAAGACGCACAAGGGGGAUUGCAAGGUUCUGAAGGGCAUGGCGAACGCGUGGGGGAUAUGA